GCUUAUUUUUACGCCCAUAGAUAGAGUUUCUCAAGAGCGUGUAGAGUCGGUUUAGAGAACUAGGAGAGAAGAUCAUUCAACAGGAAACAUAGGAGCUAUUGAAUAAGUUACGUAAGAAAGAGAAAACAUAUUGAGAGAAGGGGGGGAAAAAAACCAGAAACAUACAACAGAGGAAAGCGAGUGCGUAGUGGUUUUUACGCGACAGGAAAACUUUGGAUAAGGAGCCUGUCUCACCCCUUACUGGGGUGUAGAAUGGAAACACAGCUCGUCCAGAAGCGCAGCGCGACAGCACCAUGAAGAAAGAGAUGAGUUUAAACCUGGACGACCAGAACAGCUCGAACCUGAAGCCUGAUUUGCGGGACGCAGAAGGCAUACUCAGUUCCCAGGACCUGGGACUCCUAAAACUGGCCUCGCCUGAGCUGGAGAGGCUGAUCAUCCAGUCCAACGGCAUGGUCACGACCACCCCGACCUCUCAGUUCGUCUAUCCGAAACCGGUGAGCGACGAGCAGGAGUUCGCAGAAGGCUUCGUUAAAGCCUUGGAGGACCUGCACAAGCAGAACCAGCUGAACGGCGGCACGGCGACUUUGAACCGCUUGGCAACAGGCGCCGCUCUUGCCUUACCGUCUGACCUUCCGGUCUACACGAACUUAAGCACGUAUGGUGCUGGAGGAGGUGGAGGUGGAGGAGGAGGCGCACUGGGGACAGCUGUGAACUAUUCCACGGACACGAUCCCUUUCCCACCACCACCACCGACCUCUUCAUCCUCAUCCUCCUCAUCCUCCUCAUCCUCAUCAUCACAAUCAUCACACACCAACACGCAGCACCAAGCGACGCACGCGCGGAUCCGUUCGCCCAAAGACGAACCUCAGACCGUCCCCGACGUGCAGAGCUUCGGUGAGAGUCCACCUCUGUCCCCGAUCGACAUGGACACGCAGGAGCGCAUCAAGGCGGAGCGCAAGAAGCUGCGCAACCGCAUCGCCGCCUCCAAGUGCCGCAAGAGGAAGCUGGAACGGAUCUCGCGCCUGGAGGACAAAGUCAAGACGCUGAAGACGCAAAACAGCGAGCUCGCGUCCACCGCCAGCGUGUUACGCGAACAAGUCGCGCAGCUCAAACAGCGGGUCAUGAACCACGUGAACAACGGUUGCCAGCUGUUGCCCACCCAGGUGCAGGCGUACUGACGGGCAUGCGUUUAUCAGAACAGUGCCAAAAAAAAAAAAAAAAAAAGGGAGGGGACAUUGAUUUUGGUGCUCAUGUACAUAGACUAUUAUUAUUAUUAUUAUUAUUAUUGUUGUUGUUGUUGUUAUUGUUAUUAUUUUUAACGAUACUAUUUUGUUUACACCAUUUUGUAGCAAAUGAACUGAUUAUUAUGAACUCUCUGAGACCCUCCCUGCUGAACUGAGUUCAUUUCCUGUAUGCAUCUAAUUAAAAAAACAUGGCACAAGAUCAAAAGGUUCAGAAGAUUUGAUGCAGAAGUGCUCUAGCCUGUGGUUUAACCUAAGGUAGGCCUGAAUCUGUCUAAGGCUACUGACUGCCAGUCUACGACAAUUGCAUUUACACUACGACGUGUCAUAGGUCUCAGACUCUGGGCCGAGUUACCUGAGACAGGAGAAGACUCCAAGCAGCAGCAGCUGCAGUGUUUUUGCAUGAUGAUGAGACAAAACUCAAUGAGUGCACCCAAACACAGAUGUCGUGCAUGCACACUUCAUGUGUAAAGCCUUAAUUGUGUACAAACACUUAUUAACCAAUGACCUUAUCUAAUUUAUAUACAGCUUUUCACGCAAUGUCUUAUUUCUUGCUCUUCUGACUUCUUGUCAUCGUCAUUCUACUUGUUUAUUUGUCACAUUUCCGAGUUCCACCUUCAAGACUUCUUGAAAUACCGUCUAAUAAA
Molecule: messenger RNA, 1888 nt
Organism: Neoarius graeffei (lesser salmon catfish)
Lineage: Eukaryota; Metazoa; Chordata; Actinopteri; Siluriformes; Ariidae
Gene: jund
Product: JunD proto-oncogene, AP-1 transcription factor subunit
Exons: 1
Coding region: 294-1178 (294 amino acids)
Biological process (GO): regulation of transcription by RNA polymerase II; regulation of cell population proliferation; regulation of cell cycle
Cellular component (GO): transcription regulator complex
Molecular function (GO): RNA polymerase II cis-regulatory region sequence-specific DNA binding; DNA-binding transcription factor activity, RNA polymerase II-specific; transcription factor binding
Source: RefSeq, a predicted model, not a curated record